Messenger RNA from Emys orbicularis (European pond turtle), 1146 nucleotides. Its product is annotated as E3 ubiquitin-protein ligase TRIM39-like. Gene Ontology annotation, molecular function: ubiquitin protein ligase activity; protein binding. The transcript is spliced from 31 exons. Gene Ontology annotation, biological process: protein ubiquitination. NCBI's taxonomy places the organism in Eukaryota, Metazoa, Chordata, Testudines, Emydidae. Gene Ontology annotation, cellular component: cytoplasm. Bases 1 to 1146 code for a protein of 381 amino acids. The record is from RefSeq and is a predicted model, not a curated record.
AUGGGAGACUUGGACAAGGGAAUAAAGGAACCCCAGGAGCAAAUGGGAGAGUUGGACAAGGGAAUAAAGCAACUCCAGGAGCAAAUGGGAGACUUGGACAAGGGAAUAAAGCAACUCCAGGAGCAAAUGGGGGACUUGGAAAAGAGAAUAAAGGAACCCCAGGAGCAAAUGGGAGAGUUGGACAAGGGAAUAAAGCAACUCCAGGAGCAAAUGGGAGACUUGGACAAGGGAAUAAAGGAACCCCAGGAGCAAAUGGGAGAGUUGGACAAGGGAAUAAAGCAACUCCAGGAGCAAAUGGGGGACUUGGAAAAGAGAAUAAAGGAACCCCAGGAGCAAAUGGGAGAGUUGGACAAGGGAAUAAAGCAACUCCAGGAGCAAAUGGGGGACUUGGAAAAGAGAAUAAAGGAACCCCAGGAGCAAAUGGGAGAGUUGGACAAGGGAAUAAAGCAACUCCAGGAGCAAAUGGGGGACUUGGAAAAGAGAAUAAAGGAACCCCAGGAGCAAAUGGGGGACUUGGAAAAGAGUAUAAAGGAACCGCAGGAGCAAAUGGGAGACGUGGAAAAGAUAAUAAAUGAAAUGAAGAAGGAAUUCGAAUGGAGAAUGGUUCGGAACAAUUCAGAUGACAUCACUCUUCAUGGAGUCACGGCCCACCCCAACAUCUCCAUUUCUGGGGAUAAAAAGAGUUUUACACAUGAAGCCCAACCUCAAAAAGUUCCAUCAGAUCCAGAGAGGUUUGAUUCAACCGUCUGUGUGUUGGGCUCUGAAGGAUUCUCCUCUGGAAAGCACUACUGGGAGGUGGAGGUUGUGAGCAGCACUGACUGGGACCUGGGAGUGGCCAGAAAAUCAAUACAGAGAAAAGGAAAACUUUCCUUGUCCCCUAAAAAGGGAUUCUGGGCUCUGGGUCUGAGUGGGAGAGAUUAUUGGGCAAAAACAGACCCAUGGACCCGGGUCACAGUGCAGAAAAAGCCCAAGAAAAUUGGAGUUUACCUUAGUUACCAUGAGGGGCGGGUGACCUUUUUCAAUGUAACUGACAUGUCUGUGUUGUUCACAUUUAAUGAUUGUUCAUUCUCAGGAGAGGUUUAUCCAUUCUUUAAAAAUUCCCACAAAGAAACAACAAUGAGAAUUUGUUCAAUUAAAGAGGAAUAA